GCCACCUUCUGCUCGACGAACAGACAGACACGAACUGUCAGGACUGAACUCUCCGCAGGGAAUAACACUUUCUGUCCUGCUUUCCUUCUUGGGAGGAAUUCCCUCAGAAUCAGGUAAGACUUCAGGAUAAUGUGGAUAUGACAGUGCCGACCCAACCUUGAGAAUGUAUGAGGUGAUGUCCGGUGACACCUUGUCCUGGAAGGUGCCCAGUCCAAGAAACAGUAGCACCGAGCCCGACACCGAAGCGCUCUUCACUGAGGACAGAGGACCCUCCAAGAUCCUCAAAGUGUGCUUCUGCACCAACAAUAACCUGGGCAAGAACUUCAAGCUGGUCAAAUGUGACAGUUCAUGGCAAAUUAGGGCAAUCAUUCGUUCAAUUCUGAUCAGCGGUCGACUGGGGCCAAAUAUCGAACACUCAGGAUGCUACGGUCUCAUGCUGAAACACCUGAAGUCAGAAGAGCUUCACUGGCUCCAUCCAGAUCUGACUGUCGGAGAGGUAGAGCAACGCUACGAGAGCCACCAUGUGGAAGCUGAGUGGAGGUAUGACCUUCGUAUCAGAUACGUUCCUGUAAACUUCCUGGAGAAAUUCAAAAAUGACAGAUCUACGGUGAUGUAUUUUUACCAACAGGUGCGCAGCGAUUACAUGCAGUAUCAUGCCAGUAAGGUCAGUGAUGGGAUGGCCCUGCAGCUUGGUUGCUUGGAGAUCAGGAGGUUCUAUAAAGACAUGAAUGCAAAGGGUCUAGAGAAGAAGUCUAACUUUGAGCUGCUAGAAAAAGAGGUGGGCCUGGAGCUUUUCUUCCCUGUGCAGCUGAUUAACAGCAUGAAGUCCAAGCAGCUACGGAAGUUGAUCCAGCAAACAUUUCAACAGUACGCUACGCUCAAGGAGGACGACUGUAUGGUCAAGUUCUUUGAGACCCUCAAGGAGUUCGUCAGUUAUGAUGAAGAGGUCUUUCCAUGUGAACUGGUGCAAGGUUGGAGUCUGUCGGUGGAGCUGGUCAUCGGUGGGAGAGGCAUUCGCCAACGCACACAGAAGAAUUCAGCGCCUGUGUUUCUAGCCGACUUCAAGCAGAUCAAGAAAAUACAAUGCUUAUCUCAGAGCGAUGGCAAGGCCCUCAUAAACCUCGAGGUAGAGGGGGUCAGACAACGUCUGUCGGUCAAUGUGUCCACGGUCCCUAUGGCAGAGAACAUGAUGGAUCUCAUUGAUGGGUACUGCCGGUUAGAAAAUAACACAGAUGAUUCUGUUAUCUACAGAGCAAACAGAGAUGCCAAUGCACGAUGUUCCCUCCCUGAGAUUCCUACAGACAGAGACACUGGCUCCGUCAGAAACAGUAUGGGGUCAGAUAUCUACUGUGAGAUUCUCGAUGAAAGGCCCAAAUCAGUUGUGAAAUAUGGGAUUGAACGAGAAGACAUCGUUCUCGGACGAAUCCUCGGUGAAGGGUUUUUUGGAGAGGUCUACGAUGGAGUUUACAAAAAAGAAAAUGGAAACAGGGUUAACGUGGCUGUGAAGACGUGCAAAGACUAUUCACCUGAUGUGAUGGAGAAGUUCAUGAGUGAAGCAGUAAUUAUGAAGAACCUGGACCAUCCUCAUAUUGUCAAACUCAUUGGAAUCAUAGAGGAGGAUCCUGUGUGGAUUGUCAUGGAGCUUUAUGAGUAUGGAGAGCUCGGGACCUACCUAGUUCAGAACCAGAACAAGCUGACAAAUACAACUCUGGUGCUGUUCAGCCUGCAGAUCUGCAAAGCCCUAGUCUACCUCGAAGGGGUCAACAUGGUACACAGAGACAUCGCGGUUCGUAAUGUGUUAGUCGCCAAUCCAGAAUGUGUGAAGCUUGGAGACUUUGGUCUGUCCAGAUACAUAGAGGAUGAAGAAUACUACAAAGCGUCUGUUACCCGAUUACCAAUCAAGUGGAUGGCUCCAGAGUCCAUCAACUUCAGACGUUUCACCUCGGCCAGUGAUGUCUGGAUGUUUGCUGUGUGUGUGUGGGAGAUAAUGAGUCGUGGGCAGCAGCCGUUUUUCUGGCUGGAGAACAGAGAUGUGAUCACCCAACUGGAGCAGGGAAUCAGGCUGCCCAAGCCAGACGACUGCCCUCCUGCCUUCUACUCACUCAUGACCCGCUGCUGGUCCUACGACCACAGAGAGAGACCCACCUUCACUGAGCUGGUGGUCAAGAUCAGUGAUGUCCACAAGAUGGAGAAGGAGCAGGAAAUGGAGAGAGAGAGGGACCGAGCGCGCUCCACAAAAUUUUUUGACACAAAGUUCAACCUCAAUGAGCCUCCUCCCAAGCCUUCAAGAAUGAAACCAGGGCGGUUUGGGAACACGCUCAGUAUUGGUCUGCACAUUCAGCUGAAUGAGGCUUUGUGUGCCAGCUCACCUGACCUGGCCAGUCCAUCUGAAUAUCAGUCUCCUGUCGACUCCAUGAACACUCUCGCGUUGCCGGUUAAGUCCCCUCGACGUCGCAGUAUGGGGGAGGGCGAGUUCUUCCGAGUGGAACCAAACAGCAAGGAGGCCGCCCAGCGGCUGUGGCAGAAGGAGAGACAGAACAUGCAGGACACUCUCCGCCAGCAGAAAGAGCAGAUGAUGGAGGAUAAAAAGUGGCUGCAGAAGGAGGAGAAACUCCUGGACCCCAUGGGACCAGAGGACACCGCCGGCCCAGUGUCCCCUGAAGCUGGCGCUGAACAUGCACCGCCAGAGAAGCCCCCGCGGCUCACAGCACAGCCUGCGCCCACAGCCGAGCUGGACCGAUCUGAUGACAAAGUCUAUCAGUUCGUUAUGGAUCUGGUCAAAGUGGUUGUCCAACUCAAGAAUGACAUCACUGAGCUGCAGCCAGAACAAUAUAUUAGCAUUGUCAAGUCUGUAGGGAUGGCCUUAAGAGAUCUGAUUCGCAGUGUGGAUGACAUACUGCCCACUCUACACGAGUCUGUCAGGACUGAGAUCGAGGGCACCCAGAAGCUCCUGAACAACGACAUGGCGGAGCUGAUCAGCAAAAUGCGGCUGGCCCAGCAGAAUGCCAUUACCUCUCUGAAGGAGGAGUGUAAGAAACAGAUGCUGGCGGCAGCUCACAAUCUCGCUAUGGACAGCAAGAACAUGUUGGAUGCAGUGGAUCAAGCGAGGGUCAGGGCCAACUUAGCCAAGCCUGUGGCACCCUAAUGGACUGUAAACUCUCCUGUUCAGUUUACACAUCAAGCUUAAAUCAUCUGUCAGUCAUAAAUUACAUUUGCACAUUUUUGUUGUGAUUAAAUAACAAGCCACAAGUUCUCUGGACAGUCGUCAUACCUGUAAAUGUGUGUCAUUACUAAUGAAUACAAUACUACAACUCAGCUGUAAAUUUCCCCACUAAAUAAGUAUAUACAUUGUAUAUACUGAAAUCAUAUAUAUUAUUAAAUGACGGUCUAGAAUUGAUAGAUUAAUGUCAAGCAUCAUAUUUAGUGGGAUGAAAGUUCUGAUAAACUUAAUUAUCCCUUGUGAUUGAUGAGUUAUUAAAUUAUCUGCUCAAAAAUAUUAGUUACCCUUGUAAAUACAAAACAUGUCUCAUGACAAAUACGUUAUACAGCAGAGAAAAGAAAAAGUUAUGUAAUGCAGAUGGUUCACUCUUGUAAUCCUGAGUGAAAAGUAAAAAUAGACAAAACCAAAAUGUCUGCCUGCCAUUCAGCUGUUCAACAAUGUUUUGUAUAUCCAGACAUAUAUGAUGUUUGACCAUGAUUCAUUAUGUUAAAACAAUGAAGACAACAAUGGUAUGGAUAAUUAAUCAUCAGCAAUGUUUCAGGUACCUGUUAUCAUUGUUUUGAAAUAUGAAAUUCUCGUACGUAAUUCAAGUGAUAUAACAGUAAAUAUCGUGAUGUAUGCUACAGUACUUUAAUUCCUGUUGAUAAACCAUGUUUAUUGAAACAUCUUGUGGAGUAUGAAAAUGUAGAUGUUUUGUGUUUCCUAAACUCAAUGUGAAUUUUUUUUUCUUAUCACAAUGAACACAAGCAAAAGUUUGUGUGUUAAGUAUCCACGUAUACUCAUUUGGGAAAUCCUCACAAAAUCUAACAAAACAUUUCUGGAAAAUUGACAAUGUGUUUUCAUUUUGUCUGUACUCGUUUUGCACUAUAACACGAGUGUAUCAACAUUUUUGUGCGUUUCAACAUACAGUACACAUUUUGACAUGGUAGGAAUAGUCAAUGAUGUCUGUGUAGCUACAUAAAGUUCUGAUAACC
This is a messenger RNA of Thunnus maccoyii (southern bluefin tuna), 4194 nucleotides long. It is a transcript of the gene ptk2bb, whose product is annotated as protein tyrosine kinase 2 beta, b. Bases 164 to 3145 code for a protein of 993 amino acids. The transcript is spliced from 31 exons. Gene Ontology annotation, biological process: protein phosphorylation; signal complex assembly. The record is from RefSeq and is a predicted model, not a curated record. Gene Ontology annotation, cellular component: focal adhesion; cytoskeleton. Gene Ontology annotation, molecular function: protein tyrosine kinase activity; ATP binding. Lineage: Eukaryota; Metazoa; Chordata; Actinopteri; Scombriformes; Scombridae.